CAUUCGAAACGGUCAGCGCCCGGAAGCCCCAAGCAAGCUGGUGUGUGCGCGCGCGUGUGGGUGUGAGAAAGCAAAGAGCAAGCAAGAGAAAGGAAAGGUGGUUGAGAAUUAGUGCCGUGAUCCGGGAAAACUAUCGUGCAAAAUAAUCACAACAAAAAAACAACAAUAAAACCAGUGUGAACCUCCCGGAAAAGCGCCCGAUUAAGAGCCUUUCGGUUUCUGAGAUUUUUCGUGUGAUAUAACGAACGACCAGUUCGCGCUUGGUGCAGUGUUCGAGUGCCAUUUCCCUGGCUACGGGGGUGAUAUUUUUACUGUUACGUUACGAAUUUUCUCGACCGUUCCCGCACACACGCUCGUGCCGAGUGGUGACUGUCCUGUUCCCGUUUCCCGGGAGUUUUUCCUAGUUCACCCACACACACACACACACACACAAACAAAAAACCAACAGCACACCUGACGUGUGUUCAGGAUGACUCCUAAGCCACACGAUUUUCUCGUCACGCUCCGGCGCCCAUCAGCGCAGGUUCCGUGGGGCAUCCGGCUCGUCGGUGGCACCGAUCUGAACGCACCGCUCAUCAUCACACGGGUACAGGUCAACAGUCCGGCCCAACCGGAACUGCUCCGUGGUGACGUGAUCACCAAAAUCGACCAGUACGAUGGUCGAGACCUAACGCACAACGACGCGCAGAACCUGUUCCGGAACGCCGGCAAUCAAAUCAAGGUGACGGUCCGUCGUGACGACAAGGUGGCCCUGCACCAGAGCGCCCAUCCGGUCAACGGUAAUCCGGUUGCGGCCCUGCCGUCGGGCACCUAUGCUCAACCGUACCAACCGUACGUGGAUCCAACUCAGCCGCCAAAGCCGCAGCUACACCAAAAUUUCCCACCGCCGGAUCCGGCUCAGCUACUGCCGAGCAUUGCGACGGCUUUGCCGCACGGACCACAGGCAUACGCGGCCGCUUUGGAACGUCCGCUGGAAACGUUGCCGCACACGGUGUUCCCAGGAGUCGAUGAAUCUGGCGCUUAUCAUCUUCCCAAGCAGCCGUAUCCGCCACCAGCUCCGAUCGGCCUGAACGAUGCCAGCGAAGCGAUCGCUAAUCAGCCGUACCGUACCACACCGCUAGUCCUGCCCGGUGCCAAGGUGCCGAAGAAGGAUACGCUCCCGACAGAGUCUUACCUCAGACACCACCCGAACCCGGCCAUGCGCGCCCCGCCCGCACAUGACUACACAGACACACUGAUGAAACAGAAGCUCGCUGAAACCGUGAUUCAUCGAGUGAUUGGAGACGAGCCACCGACCGGUCCGAAGGUCGUUCACAAGCAGUUCAACUCCCCGAUCGGACUGUACUCGGACAGCAACAUCGAGAACACGAUCAGACAUAGCGCUCCGCAGCAGACGCAAACCGUUCCAUCGAACGGAUACACCAAUCGCCAUCGGCCAACGAAAAUUGAAGGCUACAAGAAGACCGUCGUGUUUGACCCGUGCAAAAGCGAAACCUACCGUGCGCUGCAGGAAGGAACCGGGGAAGGUCUGCAGGAGGUGCCGAAUCCGAUUCAGCCGAAAACCUUCGCACCGAACCGUUUAGUGCCAGGAAAGAAGCCUAACGCCAAUCACCCCGCUCCACAGCCAGAAUUCGCCUACCGGGUCAACUCGAUGGGUGAACCGAACGAGAAGAUCCACCAGAGUGGAUCCUUCAAACGUUUGAUGCUGCACGUCAUGAGUGACAUGGACUAGAUCGCAAGGAUCAACGCCGUGCGUGGAGCAGCGGCUCCAAGCUAAAGGAUUACAUACUUUAUUUCUACACGCACAAACUCACACCCACACGUGGUCUACAGACACAUUUAGUUAAUCGAAGCGUCGUCGAGUUCGCUUCAAACGAAACCCAUCCAAGAGCUCAUUGGUUUUAAUCGUACACAUCCUGCCCGCGUGGAGGCCGACCAUUUUUGGCUUGUUUGUGAGCUUCCUUUGAUGAGGAUAUUGUCAAAAAAUUAGCCCGAAUGCUUAGGUCGCGGACUAGUCGGACUAGCCUACUCGAAGUCGUCCCAAAAUCCCUUAACCCACCUGUCCCAGCAGACCGAAAAUUUGAAACCGCGUGGUUGUUAUGUAAAUAAGCAUUUGUUUGCCUCCUUUCUGUCCAUAGUAUUGUUUUACUUUGGGGCAUUUUUUUUGUAUUUUGUUCUUUACCAUCUUCAUUUAAUUGUGAAUCUUCUUCUUCUUCUUCUUUGCCUCUUCCAUUUUCCCUGUACGUUUUCUAUCGCCCUAAGCGUUGAGUUCCCUUUGUGCCAUAGAAUCACAGAAAACUCCCCGCAAUCCGUCGUGUGUUGCCCCAAGGCAUAUUUGCAUAUUUAAUUAUUGAUCUAUCAACGUAUUUACGCGUUUGUAUAUUCAACCAUUCUUGCCGGUGGCCACAUUGCCCACGCUAGUUGAGCGAUGAGGCGAAGCGAGUGUAUGUUCUAGUCAACGCUGAUCGUUUAUGUUGCAGCAAGCCGGGCGCCACGCCUGCCCUAGCGGCUGGUAGCUUACCCUGCGUAGCGUAACGCUCACAAGCAGUAGUUUAUUUCGUUUAUCUUCUUACCACUUACUGUUACCUUUCGCGAGGAAUUGAGCGAAACAAAAAAAAAAUCUAUAUCAACACUUGUUCGGCGCCACUCGCUUUGUGCGCUUCAUUUUGCGAGCUGUGCGUUUGUUGAACUAUGUUGGAACGUGUGAAGCACGUUUUAUGAUUGGGUGGAGGUGGCGACACGAGUUUGUGUACGGUGCAUAGACGCACGCUGAUGCAGGAAAAUGGUGCCCGCAAUGGCAAAACGAGACCACCCCCGUACAUACACACGCACACGCUCUCAGAGAGGGAACAUAGUUUAGCACGGCUUGCUACGAGAUAUAUCUAUUUAUUACAGUUUAUGUACACAGUGAUAUCACAAGCAACGAUCGAUAAAGCAGAAUAAAGGUAAACUUAUUAUAAAU
Anopheles nili is the source of this 2962-nucleotide messenger RNA. RefSeq names its product PDZ and LIM domain protein 3 (gene Zasp66). The transcript has 9 exons. The record is from RefSeq and is a predicted model, not a curated record. Lineage: Eukaryota; Metazoa; Arthropoda; Insecta; Diptera; Culicidae. Gene Ontology annotation, molecular function: actin binding; muscle alpha-actinin binding. Gene Ontology annotation, biological process: muscle structure development; actin cytoskeleton organization. The coding region runs from base 470 to 1732 and encodes 420 amino acids. Gene Ontology annotation, cellular component: stress fiber; Z disc; filamentous actin.